Messenger RNA from Leptosia nina, 2088 nucleotides. NCBI's taxonomy places the organism in Eukaryota, Metazoa, Arthropoda, Insecta, Lepidoptera, Pieridae. The record is from the annotation of a GenBank genome assembly.
AUGGGUGCAUUAACAAGCAGACAAAAUGCGGGAGUGGAAGAAGCUGAUGUAGUUUCAAAUCAUGCAUACAAGUAUCCUCCAAGAUCUGGUAAUUACUUUGGGAGUCAUUUUAUAAUGGGAGGUGAAAGAUUUGACACUCCACAACCAGAAGCAUACCUGUUUGGGGAGAAUGCUGAUCUCAAUUUCCUUGGGAGCAGACCAACACCAUUCCCAUACCCACCACCUCAGUCAAAUGAACCAACAAAAACCUUACGGAGUCUUAUCAAUAUACGGAAAGAAUCACUACGUUUUGUGAGAUGCCCAGAACCAGUGGGAAAAAUAAACGAAACAAACAAAAUAGGAGAUGGUCCCGUUAAAACUAAUGAGUGUAAUACCAAAGGAACAUAUUAUAACAUUGAGUUCACUUUUGAUAAUGAUGUUAGAUGUGCCAUUACUGUAUUCUACUUCUGCACUGAAGAGGUCACUCCUACUGGUGUGGUCUAUUAUCCUCGAGAUCCCUCAAUGACGUCCCAGACUUAUCACUACAAGAAAGGUGCUAACCAACAGUUUUGUCAGAUAUCCCACGUGUUUGACCCGUCUAAAUUUGCUGAGGAGGACCUGAUUUACAAUGCCGACCGCGAGAUCAUUCCAAUCGCUAUCUACUGUGUUGUUGAUGAGGGACAAGAUGAAAUACGACAAUCACACACAACAAUAGCGAUAGUCGAGAAGCAUUUGGAUGGCACUUAUGUGUUAAAAGCCCUAAAACAAAAACUAUUUGUUGACGGACUUUGUUAUCUGUUGCAAGAGAUUUAUGGUAUUGAAAACAAAAAUCUCGACACUAAACCAAGUUCGGAUGAAGAAACAGAAGACGGUGGUUCGGAAUGUGUUAUUUGUAUGUGUGAUGUCCGCGACACGCUCAUUUUGCCGUGUCGCCACUUGUGUUUAUGCAACUCUUGCGCAGACUCGCUGCGGUAUCAGGCCAACAAUUGCCCUAUUUGUCGAGCCCCAUUCAGGGCGCUGUUACAAAUAAGAGCUUUGCAGAAGAUUACUGCAUCACCGACUCCGCCGGCGCUCUUACCGGCUUCGAGCCCACCUGAUGGCAGCAUGGAAAAUAUUCCAGCUGGCUACGAGCCGGUCUCGCUGAUUGAGGCAUUGAAUGGACCGCGCGCCCGACCACCGCCCCUUGCCCCGCCUGCCCCCACCAUCGCCAGCCCGGACACUGAUACUGCCUCACAGGCUGCUGAGGUUCUUAAUCGCUGUGUGGUGGAACGCAGUUCCUCUACAAGUCUAGGCAGCCGUCGAAGCAAUUCUCGUGAUGAGAAGCGGGACCGCUUGACCCAGCAUCCGCUAACACCAGAGUUCCGCAUGUCAGUACUACUUGCUCGGGAACAACAAUCGAAACGCGACGAAAAGGCAGCCAGCCCAUUACUCUACAAGCACAAUAGUACCAGCGUUCCUGAAAAGCUGUCUAAAAGCAAGACUUCACUAAACUCGAUCCCAAAUUCGAUUCAUCGUUCCGAAGAAGAGAGCUGCUCUUGCUCCAUGCAGGAUGGACCUCGGAGUGAAAUUGGCUCGGGCGAAGCUAAUGAAGCCGACGACGAGAACUGCAUCGGGGACGUCGCGGGGGAAGAGGGGGAGCCUGAUAGCGAUGCGGAGAGGCGCUCCCCGCUGCUUACGCAGGUCACACCAAAUGGGAUACUGAAGUCAAAUGGUUCUCUGCGCACGCCGAGCUUGGAGGCGAUCCGGGGCCCUGCUUUGGCACACAUCGAUGACACCGACACUGAAGAACCGGAUCAGCAGCACUCUGAGCCGCUCUCGCGUACUGACGCUGGGUCGCCAGGCGUGGCCGAAGACUCGGACUAUUUCACCCCGGAGGAUACUAACACCACCAUACUGACUACGCCCAAGCCCCCGCACGCAGAUAUAGGUAGCAAGGUGGGCGGAGAAAAUGCGCCGCAACGAUGGGCGUUACCGCACCAUGUAACUUCUUUACCCGGUACUCCACUUUCGCAAUCCAGCGUCCGCUCAUCUGGCGACUCCUAUAGUUCCACAUCUUCAACACGACAACUGUUGGCUACAGCCCCCCUGACCGCUGACACACCGUGUUAA